Messenger RNA from Pecten maximus, 1323 nucleotides. RefSeq names its product trissin receptor-like. The record is from RefSeq and is a predicted model, not a curated record. The transcript is spliced from 2 exons. Gene Ontology annotation, cellular component: plasma membrane. NCBI's taxonomy places the organism in Eukaryota, Metazoa, Mollusca, Bivalvia, Pectinida, Pectinidae. Gene Ontology annotation, molecular function: G protein-coupled receptor activity. Bases 1 to 1323 code for a protein of 440 amino acids. Gene Ontology annotation, biological process: G protein-coupled receptor signaling pathway.
AUGGUCCUGUUUGCCAUCGUCAAGAGUGCUAGACUAAGAAGUAUGACCAACUUUUUCCUUGCUAACCUUGCCGUUGCCGAUUUCUGCGUUGGUUUAUUUUGUGUGUUGCCUAAUUUAUAUAGGUUUCUCACCCUCACGUGGAACCUUGGUAGGGUGAUGUGUAAACUGUAUUACUUCGUCUGGAACAUGUGUUACACAGCGUCCAUAAUUAUACUUACGGCGAUCGCGGCAGAACGUUACAUAGCAAUUCGCUAUCCACUUAGAGCACGACGAUUUUUUACGUUGCGCAGACUUAUUAUUGCGCAGACCUUAAUCUGGACUAUAGCAGGCCUGUAUAACGUGCCCUAUCUAUUCGUGUUUGAUAUUGUUGGUGGCAGCUAUUGCUUUUACGACUACACAAUAAUUGAUAUGAAGGCAUUAACAACCGUCAAUUUCAUCGUCUGGUACGCCGCUCCUCUAAUUGCCAUGACGUACAUUUAUUCCAAGAUAGGAACCGUUCUUUGGGUUGUUGGCUCCUCAAAUAAGGCGCCUGUUUUAGAUAGGAGGGCGGCCGAUCCACAAGAAAAUUCCCAAUCCCAUUACACUAGCAGUUCCAGUGGCUCUGACGGCAUUGUACAACGGUUCACAUUUAAAUUACACCAUUAUACACCAAAGAACAGGAUGUUAGUUCACUGUGAUUGUGCUAGGUUAUCACAUGAGAGUUGCAGGAGCUGUCUUGAUACUGAAAACGUUGACGGGAAAUCGUUCAGCUGUCGACGAAAGGAAAACUCUGAGACUUGUUUCUGUAUCGAUCGGCAUUGUCGUAAUGAAAAUUCCUCAUGCUCAGAAAAGCUUGAAGGUAACGGUGAUUGUUCAUCGUCCGCCUCGCAUCAAUAUUUGGAUAUAGAACUGGAAUAUAAUGCAUGCGGUUCAAAGUUUAAAGGGUUUUCGGUUCGGAAUAAACAGAAUUCCAGGGAAAGUUUGUCAUUCCGCUCACGUAGUCAUGUUCUGUCGACUCCAACACGCAUGAACUCCACACGAGCCCUGAAGAACAGACGGAAGGUCAUUCGUCUCCUGGUCACAAUAGUGAUUUCGUUCGCUGUGUGUGUUCUUCCACACCAUGUCCGUCUACUACUUAAAUACUGGCAAAUAAGGAUUCCUGGUAACGGGAGUAUUCUUUCGCUCGUGUCAUUUCUGAUCCUUUAUCUGAACAGUGCAUUAAACCCUAUACUCUACGCAUUGUUUUCAAGAAAUUUUAGAAAAAGUUUCAAAGAAAUUGUUCCUUGCAAGAAACGUUUUUCAUCUAGGGGCCUUCAUCAAGACACGAAAUUUGGCAGUUUCUGA